Molecule: messenger RNA, 1147 nt
Organism: Brassicogethes aeneus
Lineage: Eukaryota; Metazoa; Arthropoda; Insecta; Coleoptera; Nitidulidae
Source: the annotation of a GenBank genome assembly
ACCGCCGGCAACUUACCGGUUAAAUAUUGGCGUCAGUUUUUUAGUAAGAUAACCGAAAUCAAUUCAGUUUCAACGAUAAAUAACUUGAGUUAUUAAAUAAUUGUUCAUAAAAAAGCAAAUUUGACGUCUUAUUACCAAGUUAACCAUUUGACAAUGGCAGCCCAGGGAGACAAGCACAAGUCAAUAUCAGGCCUAACACCACAUGAAUUCAUAACACUUAAUGAACUAGAACAAAUACCUGAAGGAUUUUUAGCUGAACAUUCAGCUAAUCAAAUGGAGUACAACGACGCCAAAAAAAAAUUUGCUGAAAUAUGUGAGGAUUAUGGAAAAAUAUUGGAAAAUGGUAAAAAAAGUCAAGCUUUGGAAUUUGCCUUUAAAGUUAUUUAUGAUAUAGAGCCAGAAGCUAGGUCUAUUAAAAAAGUAAAGCAAGAUAAAAUGUGGAACUUUAUAUUCUCUUCCAAAGGGAAUGACGGUGAAAGUAAGCGCAAGAUAUGCUGGAUUCAUACUGAUAAAGCAGUCUUCAAGCACUCAACCAAUCCUAAGGAAAUAAUUUUAACCGUAAAGUUGGCUAGCUUGCUGGCAAUAGAAACUUGGAAGAUGUUAAUAGAACAUGCUCAGUUUAUGAAAAUUGAUAAGGUCCUCUUAACUCCUUCAGCAGGUGCCAUAUAUUCAUUAAAGGACAUAAGGUUUAUAGCAGCAAGAAUUGAAGGGAACCAACGAAACACUACAAAUAUUCAGAAAAUAAUAAACGCAAGUUGCCAACCCGGCGGUCAUCUAUUAGCAGAGUCAAACUAUUCAUGUGCAUUGGCUGCAGUAUUGGCUUCCACUAAGGACAUGAAAAAUGAGGAGGUUAGAGUGCAAAUAGUCUCAAAGGUGGUCAAGCAAUAUUUUGUAGCUAGAAAACCUCUAGAUGUUGAUAAAUGUAGAAUUUGGUGCCAAUUCGCCUUCGAUGGAAAUUAUCGAAUGCUUAAUAACAGCGAUAACGAUGUUUUACAUAAAAUAUUUAAGUAUGCUCAAAAGAAUGCUCAAAUUAUUAAAUUAAGGGAAGUUGAGUUUUAGUGGUUAUAAAACACUAACAUAUUAUUUAAUCUGCUUUUUUAACUUUAUUAAUAAUAAUAUAUUCUAAAUAUUGUUGUUUCAUUCAUGG